CCCCUAAAUUCGUGGCUAGACCAUUUUGUGCCUCGCUCGCGGCUUUGGAGCCUUGACAUUUUACGGUGCGUACGUGAAACGCUACGUAUAAACGUAAACUGUCAAAAACGGCCUGAUUUAGAUGUGUUUUCCUCGCCUCCUUCUUCAUUUGAAAUCCGACACCCUUGAUGUUUCAGCGCCGCGGUCCUCCUGUAGGCUGUGCGGAUUGAUAUUCCAUUGGAACCCGACAAUGUGGAGGCUGUGAAAAAUGUCUACUUGGGAAAAGAAAUGAUUGCAGUUUCGGCUAAGUGGAAGGAAACUGAGUAACGCAAGCGUUAUGGUCCGCGUUGCAGACCCGAGCUCGGCUUCGUAGCGAAGACAAGCAACAGAGGAGCGGUUUAUAUCGUCUUUCCUGCGCUUCUUUCGAGCCCACAGUCCGGGGGGACCACGGGAGACGGCUUCUAUCCCUAACUUUGUUUCUCCUCUCGUCCGAUACGUAUCACUCCCCGCGGCUGGAUGCCACACUGCUGACUCCAGCCUGUUGCUGAGACCGAAAAGGCCCAGUGGACAGCACCAGAGGAUGGCCGCAGUGGAAAACGACAAGGAGCUGAGCGACCUGCUGGAUUUUAGCGCGAUGUUUGAACCUCCAGUUUCGAAUGGAAAGAACGGGCCGACCACGCUCGCCAGCAGUCAGUUUGGAGGUCCUGGUAUAGAUGAGAGGAGAGGGUCCAGUCCAUGGGGACCAGGGGAACAGACCAGUCCAUCUCUCAACCAGGGAAGGGUUUAUGAAGAGGGCCUUUACAGUGAGAGAGAAAGCCUGGCCUCUACCCCGGUAUUUGGACCAGGGAUUGCUGGGAAGGCUGAACGAGGCUCAUACUCAUCAUUUGGGACGCAGGCUGGUUUCAUGCCAAGUGAGAUACCCCUGCCCAGUCCUGAUAGCCUCUCCCCUCCCACCGCCAAGUCCACUUCCCAGUUUUAUUCAUCCUAUGAGAGGAGGAGACCCUCACAGGACCUCGCUGCAGAACCGCAGGCAAAAAAGAUCCGUAAGGUGCCUCCUGGCCUUCCCUCUUCAGUUUAUCCAACAGCCUCGGGUGAGGAUUUUACUAGGGACGCCGCUUGCUUCCCAGCCUCCAAAGCAGGAAAUGUCUACUCAUCAUCGUCCUACGUGCAAGAAGGCCUCCAGCCGCCCUCUGAUCCUUGGGGCUCUGCUGUGUCGAUUAUUCAGCCUGGUUAUUCUGCGGUGUUGGGGAACUCCCCCCAUCUGGGCCAGCACUCUCCAUUCACCGGCAUCAACCCUCAAGACAGAAUGAAACGCCACCCCCUUCCCCUCUCCCCCCAAAACUACCCCCUGCACGGCAGUGAGGUGAACGGCGCUCAUCCCACCAGCUUCCACGCAGGCUCCAGCAGCUUUGGCGUCCCCAGCCACACCCCCCCUAUCGCUGGCACUGAAACUAUUAUGGCAAAUCGGGGUGCUGUACCAGGAAGCUCGGGUGAUGAGAUCGGGAAGGCCUUGGCAUCUAUUUAUCCUUCAGACCCCAACAGUAACGCUUUCCCUCCAUCACCGUCUACUCCCUCUGGUUCACCACAGGCUGUAUCAGGCUCUGCAUCACAGUGGACUCGGUCCUCAGGCCAGGCCACCCCAUCUCCGAGCUUUGAGGGUGGAGUUCAGUCCAUGCCGAGUAAAUUUGAGGACCGUCUGGAUGAAGCCAUCAACGUUCUUCAGCGACACGCCAGCGGACAGGGAGGCCCGGGGCUCGCUGAAAUGCACAGCCUGUUGUCGGCUGGCUUAGGGAUAGCGCCGGGCUUCAACGGUGCAGCCCUGGGACUGGCCAAUCGUCUGCAAGAACUGGUUUCCAGCCACCUGGAGGACUCUGUUGGUCUGCCCUCUAGUGGAGGACUUUUGCAUCACGGCCCUGGAUCUGUUCAUUCAGGCUCUCAGCUGGACGGUUUUACAGGACUGCAUGGAAGCGGGAAUCGUUCCGGCGGCGCGGCUAUCAAGCGAGAAGAGAGGGAGGACGACGAGAAUUGCUCCGUUACAGACAAGUCAGAGGAUGACAGAAAAGACCUGAAGGCUCGUCUUCGAGCAAGUAGUCUGGAUGAUGAGGAUGACGACGAAGAUCUACCAGUGGAGAUAAAGGCUGAGCGGGAGAAAGCACGGAGCCUUGUCUCUUUGACCGACGAGAACCUGACUGCGGAGGAGAAGGAGCAGAGGGAGCGCGAGCGCCGCCUGGCUAACAAUGCUAGGGAGAGGGUGCGCGUUCGCGACAUAAACGAAGCCUUCAGAGAGCUGGGCAGGAUGUGUCAGGUGCACCUGCAGAGCGACAAGGCCCAGACCAAGCUGGUCAUCCUGCAGCAGGCUGUGCAGGUCAUCCUGAGCCUGGAGAAGCAGGUGCGAGAGCGUAAUUUAAACCCCAAAGCCGCCUGCCUCAAGAGGAGAGAGGAGGAGAAAGUCUCUGGGCGGGACCACCCCAUGCAGCUGGGUGGGGGUCACCCCGCUCUAGGAGGCGAUGGGCACAACCCUGUGAGCCAUAUGUAAUUCUCAGUUCAUGUUGAUUGUCCAGCCCUACGAACACGUGGCCUUAUCGAUCAUCGUCGUGCAUCUCAGUGUGUGAAAAUCACGCAAACACGUCAUCAGUGACGAAAUGGGCGGCCACAUUCCUGACGACGAGAACAAUUACAAGAAGCACACAGGAUGCAGUAAAAAAAAAACUGACUUAAUUGACCUUUACAUGACAGUACUUGGAACUGAACGCACUGCUUUUGGAGACAGUGGAUAAUGGACAAAAAAUGCUCUUAUAAUGGUGUUCUUGUUGGACAUUGUAAAAAAACAAAAAUGCUUCACACGUUGGGAACAAAACCUGUUUGGAUCAAAUUUCACGUUUGGAUCAGUUGCUCUUCUGGGUGAAGUUGAGAUUUUUGUUGUUGUAGUUGCAGUGCUUUGCAAAAGUAUUCAUCCCCAUUUUUUCACGUUUAGUUGCCUCCCAACAUGAGUUUAACAUGGAUCGUUUGCCACCAUUUCAUUUACAGAACAUGCUUAUUGGGAAGCAAUCAUAGGACAAAAUAAUAGAAUGUAUUAUUAAAAAAGACACUGAAAUUACAGGUUGGAAUAAAACUAAAUGGGUAAAAAAGCCAAAUGGGAGUGAAUACUUUUGCAAGGCCUCUCUGUAUUGCCAUUCCCAUCAGAAAAAAAGAGGUCUUACAUUCUUUGCAGGCUGAGAAUGAUGAUUUUAUAAUUGAACAAAAACCUGUUUAAUCCUGCCUUGAUCACGCCUCACGUGUAGAGUUCGGUUUGAUAAGCCACUAUCCUCAUGAUGGCUGGACUACAGGAAAAAAAUAGAGAUAUUGUGCCAUGCAAAAGUAUUCACACCCCUUGAUCUUUGUCACAUUUUGUCACAUUGCAGCCACGUUGUGUAUUCUGUGGAGAUCUUAUGUGACGCACUGAAACCAAGAGGUGUUUAAUUGUGAGGCUGAAGGAUGAUAUUAAUUAUUAAUUUUUGCAAUUUUUUUCUUUGCAAAUCAGCUCAAUUAUGCACUAAUUUCCAUCGCUGUAGCAUAAAAUCCAAAUACAGUACAUUGAAGUCUGUGGUUGUGAAGUGACAAAAUUGAUAGGGAAACAAGUUCAAGGGAUGUAAAUCUAUUUGUAAGGCACUGUGGGGGGGGGGGGGAGUACUUAAUUUUAUGUUGCUAUUUUGGGCUUUUUCUUAACUUUAUUUAAGUGACUGAGAAGGUCACUGGCUGCCCACUCGGGGCCUGAGUUAAUGUCAUUUACUUGCAUCAGAACCGUGAACCCCGGGGGCCAGAAUCUCUCCCAAGUCGUGUAUCCGUCGUCACUGCCAUGCAAGUGGAAAGGAAACGCUUCUAGAGAGAGGCCCUCCAUGGAAGCAAACACCCGACUCUGAGCGAAAGUAAAACACAAAUGGUGGUGGAUUUAGGUUUGAUAAGCCUAACAACAGCUCCACCGGACCCGCGUCGGGCAGCUUUCAGGACCCGAGCUUCCUUCGCCACGGCAAAGCCCCGUCCCGCACACGCCCUAAGCUACAUGAGCUCUCUGUUACAACAUUGAAGUCUUGGAGCCGCUGUGAUGUGUUUUGUUGAAAGGGAUCAUGCGUGUUACCGCUACCUUGAAGACGAUCGCCUCUUUUUUUUGGCGAUCGCCUGACUUGUUUUGGUUGCUUCGGGUUGAGCGUUAGGUGUUCCCAACCCCAUUAUUGAACAAUUGUGAGGCCUGUUCUAAGGAUCUUCCUGUUGUAGAAUACAUAUUAUAUCUCCGUUUUUGCUUUGUUUUUGUUUGUUUUGUUUUUUUUACGUUGUAACAUAGUUGUUUUGUCUGUGUCGUUCGGAAUGCUUUUGUCCUCCUUUUGUUUACCUUGUUUUAAGGUAAGACGACUAAGUUUAGAUUCCACAAAGUGAGGCGUUUGCUUUGGUGCCAGGUGUUUGGAAAUGUUAGCAAUGACAGAUUAUUCCGCUGUAACAUCACAUGUUGUGAUAUUGGUCUAUUUUUUUUUUUUUUUUUUUUUAAGAUACACCUGUUUGAACACACCAAAUCUCAUUGGCCUGGUGUAAUUUGGAGGGAAAAAAAUCAUUUUUGUAUUGAUUACGAAACAAAUAAUUUCUUUCUUUUGCACACAUCCCUCCCCUGAACAUCCAGCUUUACGAUGAGCUUGUUGAUUAAUUCAAUGAAGGGGCAGGGCGGCCUGCAACAAACUGUUUCACGAUAAUAAACCAUUAAAUAGAUUUUAAGAAGGUGGCCUUAGUCGUUUUGCUGACUUUGGGAGCUUCGACGGUGGUUACUCACCAGUGCCUCGAUGUGUUCCUGUGGAGGAUGUUACUUUCAAGGUUUUCUAACACGUAUCUUACUGCAUUAGAGAUAUAUUAAACGUAAACUUCAGUAACAUUUGUCACAUGAAGAAUUCCACUCGACUCCGGUGAGACGUUACCUGGCUAGUUACGUGAUCUGCAUCUUUUGAUGCUGAAAAUAUUCUGAAAUCUCGCCUCUUUCCCGUUCUUCUGUUGGGAUUUUUUUUUUGCCUUAGAACUGGCAUGUGCGUUGACACGUUUGUACAGCUGUAAGAUACGCCCGUGUCAGCUUUACCACUGGGAGCUGACUCUGAUAGGGAACAGUAUUUGCCAUACCGCCAGACAUCCUGCCCUGAGGACAAGCCUCGUUUGUUCAAACAUUUCCGUGGGGGACAGACUUUGUAUAAUUUGGAAAAAAAAACUUUUUUUAAAGAUUUCCUUUUGUCAGUGAACACUUUCUGCAGUAACCUUCUCUCAAAAUGUACAAUUGGUAUGUUUAACAGACCCUGUCUGUGCUCAGUGAAUGAUAUCCUGCUACAGAUUUCUGUCUUCUCAUGUUUUGGGGACAUUAUCUACGUAGGCUAUGUCCUCAAAGUGCCUCCAGUUUCAUAUUUUUUUAUAUAUAAAGUAGAUACUGAGAACUGUUGUGUACAUAACAGUGAUGUAGCAAUAAAUGUGCCAUUUUUAAUAA
Molecule: messenger RNA, 5467 nt
Organism: Fundulus heteroclitus (mummichog)
Lineage: Eukaryota; Metazoa; Chordata; Actinopteri; Cyprinodontiformes; Fundulidae
Gene: tcf3a
Product: transcription factor 3a
Exons: 21
Coding region: 560-2515 (651 amino acids)
Biological process (GO): regulation of transcription by RNA polymerase II
Cellular component (GO): transcription regulator complex
Molecular function (GO): RNA polymerase II cis-regulatory region sequence-specific DNA binding; protein dimerization activity; DNA-binding transcription factor activity, RNA polymerase II-specific
Source: RefSeq, a predicted model, not a curated record